UUUGUUGUCAUUCAGCAGCUCUCAAGCGCUCUCAUCCUCCUCUGACCCCCUGCAGCUUCAAUUUACCCGUUUCGACACUCGCGUUUACGUUUGUGCAACUCUGUCUUAUAAACAGAAGAACGGCGUUUAAAGGAAAGAGGAAUUGCUUUGGAAGGUUGAAGUCACCGGCAAAAUAAAAUGAUGCUGAGGAUGGCAAGUUGGAGAAGAUAGCAUUGGAUUUCAUCUUAAGACGACAAUAUAAUAGAAAUAAUUGGAAAGUUAAAGGACAAGUGGCGAGAGAAAGGAUCAGUCCCGUCCGGGUGAAGAUGGGGAUGGAGUGCAUGACGUCUUGGAUUUUGACAUGUCACGGUACGAGCGCAUUUUUGUUGUUGAUGAAACUACGAGUAAAACGUUUUUCCCACAGGGAGAGUCGCUAUGGCAAAGUGGGCGGGUGCAAUUGAAACGUUAGCAGAAACCGCAUUUCUAUUUUAGCCUUAAAUCCGUGCCAGAGCUGCCGACAAGCAUCUCACCAGUCUCGCUCCUAGGCAAUGUGAUCCAACGCAGGUGGACCUCUUCUAGGGGGCUUGAAUGAGCACCACAAUGGACACGCUCUCCGCGGCGCGUCCUCUCUGAAGUUUGUAGGAGGCCACUGUUCUACUUUACCACCACAAGAGAGUCCAGCUCCAAUUUGGCCGUUACACAGUGAUAAACCCACAAAAACACUGCCCUGUGUUUCACUUGUCAUGGAUGCCCAGGUGGCUCUGCUGCACGUAUGGACAGUCCUUGUCCUGACAGCAGAACUGAAUUGGAUUGAUACUGCAGAAGUCUACACCAAUGCUUGGGCUGUCCAGAUUAAUGGAGGCCCUGAGGAGGCUGAUCGCAUCGCAAAGGAACACGGUUUCAUCAACCAUGGCAAUGUUUUUGGAGAUUAUUAUCACUUCAGACAUCAUGCUGUGGAGAAGCGAGCUUUUUCUAGACACACGGGGCUGCACAUCAGACUGCAACAAGAUGCACAAGUUCUAUGGGCAGAGCAGCAAGUGGUGAAAAGGAGGAAGAGGAGGGAAGUCUUUGAGGAACCAACCGACCCUGAUUUUUCCAAGCAGUGGUACCUGUCCACUCUGACUCAUCAAGACUUAAAUACCAAAGUAGCUUGGGCUCACGGCUACACUGGAAAAGGUAUUGUGGUGACUAUCCUGGAUGACGGCAUUGAGAAAGACCACCCAGAUCUCAUCAACAAUUAUGAUCCGGAGGCCAGUUAUGAUGUCAAUGAUGGAGAUGCUGACCCACAACCAAGAUACACUCAGCGUAAUGAGAACAGACAUGGAACUCGAUGUGCAGGAGAGGUGGCAGCUGCAGCUAACAAUGGUGUGUGUGGCGUGGGUGUGGCCUAUAAUGCUAAGAUUGGAGGAGUCCGUAUGUUGGAUGGGGAGGUGACAGACGUGGUAGAGGCCCACUCUCUUGGUCUCAACCCCCAGCACAUUCACAUAUACAGUGCCAGCUGGGGCCCAGAAGAUGACGGCAAAUCUCUGGACGGUCCUGCUAAGCUGGCCAAGGAGGCUUUCCAGCAGGGAAUCACCAAGGGACGUGGGGGACUGGGCUCUAUUUUUGUGUGGGCUUCUGGGAACGGCGGCAGAGAGCAAGACAACUGCAACUGUGACGGCUACACCAACAGCAUCUACACAUUGUCCAUCAGCAGCACCACACAAUCUGGAAAUGUGCCAUGGUACAGCGAGCCUUGUUCAUCUACCCUCGCCACCACCUUCAGCUCCGGAGACCCUGGGGAAAAACAGAUAGUGACAACAGACCUUAGGCAAAAGUGCACCGAUUCACACACAGGAACGUCGGCUUCAGCACCACUAGCUGCUGGAAUCAUUGCUCUGGCGCUGGAGGCCAAUAUGAACCUGACCUGGAGGGACAUGCAGCACCUGGUGGUGAGAACAGCCCGACCCAAACGUCUCAACGCAGGAGACUGGAGGACCAAUGGAGUUGGACGCAGAGUGAGUCACUCAUAUGGUUAUGGGCUCCUGGAUGCUGGCGCAAUGGUGGCUUUAGCGCAAAACUGGACCAGAGUGGGGCCACAGCACCAGUGUGUUCACACAAUGCUCACAGAACCAAGAGACAUCGGGAGCAGGCUGAUGUUCAGUAAAAGCGUGGAUGCCUGCUGGGGACGGCCAGACUAUGUCAGCUCUCUGGAGCACGUUCAGGCUCGUCUUACUCUCCUCCACAACCAGAGGGGCAAGCUGGCUAUUCAUCUCGUCAGUCCACUGGGCACACGCUCUACCCUGUUGUUUCCCAGGCCAAAUGACUUCUCCACUGAGGGAUUCAAUGACUGGGCCUUUAUGACCACCCACUCGUGGGAUGAGGAUCCUCAAGGGGAAUGGACCUUGGAAAUAGAAAAUGUUGUUGCUAAUAGCCGAGACUAUGGAGUGCUGAGUCAAUUCACGCUGACUCUGUGGGGCACAGGGUCCACUGGGGUCAGCCUGUUGUCGUCGGACUUCCCUCGGCCCUCCAACAACAGCUGCAAGACGUUCGAUGCUCAGCAGAUCUGCAUCGAAUGCAGCCCAGGUUUCUCACUCUUCCUCCAAGGCUGCGUUAAGUUGUGCCCUCCUGGUUUCACGUCGGGGCCGCAGCUCCUCAAUCUCUCUCUCGAGAACUGGGUUGACUUGUCUUCAGUACAAGCCUGCCUGCCCUGUCAUCCCGCCUGUCUCAGCUGCUCUGCCACGGGGCCCACGGACUGUCUGUCUUGCCCUCCUCACAGUCGCCUGGUCCUCACUUCCUGCCUGCACCAGAACCAGGUGCAGCGCAAAUCUCCUCUUGCCGGAGGGGAGCCCAGAGGAGAGGAUCCAAAAUUAGAUGAUGAUGAUAAAAGCGUCGGCGGCGUGGCCCCACCUGAUCCUCGCUCGUCUUCUCACUUUCCCGUCAUUGUGGCGAUCCUCAGCUGUGCCUUUAUCUUGACGGCCUUUGCCGGAGUGUUUCUGAUACUGCAGCUGCGCUCGCGUGGAGUCUCUUCUGGCCGGAGGACCAAACUGCCCGAUAGACAUGUGGGCUUUGGUUUCGGCCCGGGCCGAGGACAGAAGAGGAAGGCUCGCAUAUGCUACAAGGGAAUCCCCACUGUGUGGGGGGAUGAGGACAUGACCGCCUACGAGUCUGAAUCAGACAGCGAGGAAGUUGACGCUCACAGCGAAAGGACAGCUUUCAUCAAGACUCAGAGUGUCAUCUAGACGACCCCAUCCCAAGAUACAGGGGUCCUUAGUUUACAAUGGAAUUCCUCAGAAUUUGUCAGAACAUGUAGUUGUGUUCCUAAAAAUUUUAAUCAAUUGAAAUAUGAAUAUCUGAAUAAAUUCAGGCUUCUCA
Messenger RNA from Syngnathus typhle (broad-nosed pipefish), 3333 nucleotides. RefSeq names its product furin (paired basic amino acid cleaving enzyme) b (gene furinb). NCBI's taxonomy places the organism in Eukaryota, Metazoa, Chordata, Actinopteri, Syngnathiformes, Syngnathidae. Gene Ontology annotation, cellular component: trans-Golgi network; Golgi membrane. Gene Ontology annotation, biological process: peptide hormone processing. The coding region runs from base 723 to 3200 and encodes 825 amino acids. The record is from RefSeq and is a predicted model, not a curated record. Gene Ontology annotation, molecular function: serine-type endopeptidase activity. The transcript has 16 exons.